AUGGUGACCGGCGUCGCUGGAUUACCGGUUCUGGGAACGAAGGGUUCUCCAAAGAAGUUUAAAGGAAGUUAUGCAGAAGUUGCGAGGUUCCUGCAGCACUAUGAAUGGCUGUGCGCUCAGCUCAACAUUGUGACUGCAGAGGACCAAGUGGAAAACAUCACGCAGUAUUGUGCACAAAGUGUGCGCCAGUUUAUGGAAUCACUCCCAGCCUACGUCACACCAGACUGGAAUGCUUUCAAGAGAGACAUUCUCACAUUUUACGAUGCGGACCGAGACAAAAGGCGAUAUAAAGUCAAAGACCUCGAAGCCUUAGUCAAGGAAUCACGUCGGAAACCUACUAUCAAGAACCUAGGUGCAUGGCAGGAAUACUCGAGGAACUUCCUCACAGUCGCUGGAUGGCUAGUGAAUCGUGGUCACAUUUUGGAAGUUGAACAGUCCCUUUAUUUUUGGAAAGGAAUUCCCCGCGCUUUCCGUCAGGACCUGGAACCAUGCUUGCUUGCCGCAGACCCCAACCACAACAUGUCUAUCCCGUUCAGCAUGAGCAGCGUAUGCAUGAAAGCAGAAACCAUUCUGCAGCACAAUCGAUUUGACCAGGACCAACUGCCCUCAGAAGACGAAGACUCGAGUGAUGACUUAGACGACUCAGACUCGGAUGACAAUUCAAGUGACUCAGAGGAUUCAUCAAGUGCCGAAGAAACACAUCGAAGGAAGCGCAAGGAUAAGAAGAAGAUGCGAAGCACGAAGAAACAAUCAUCAAAGCGAGUGGAUGAUUCAUCAGAUGACGAACCAGAAGUUAAGAAGCCAAAAACGAAGUUAUCAUGGAAACGACUGGCAGUACACGAGAAGGAAGAAGUGGAAGACUUGGUCAAGCAAUUGAAUCGCAUGUCCCUAAGUGAUCCUGACUAUGGACUCCUAUACUUCUGCGCUUGCAAACUCGACCAGCUCGUCACCACCGUUGUCCGGAAACCAGUAGUGGAUGCUCCGACGCCAGCCCAUUCAGUCAUGUUUGUGAACUGGACUCCCAUUUACCCUGACAUUGUUAUGAACUGGACAGCCAGCGGACAUCGGCCCAUUGGUGCUACAACGGGCGCUUCACAAAAUGAAGCCAAGCCGGAACUUCAAGAUCUAGAUCCCAAAAUCGAGAUUAAGAUAGGAGAUCGUGCGCUCGAUCAAGAUGAUAUUAUUGAGCUCCUCGGUCUUGGAGGCCUGGCAGAUUCUACGCUCCCCCCGUGUCUCUCCCAGUCUCACUUCGAAGCUCUCAUUACUGGACUCACUGUGCUCCCGGACACAACCCCCCAGACUCCUGGAUCAAACACGCCUAAUUCAGACGACUCGCGAUACAUGGAGCCUGCCCCGGAUUUACCUAUAACUUAUGCGAAGGACGCUGGACUGCUCAGAUCACCCCCCCUUCCUUUCUCCAACCUCUCCCCCACUGCUAUGACCUGCCGUGACGAUUCCCCAGCCCGCGUUCCACUGCAAGAGCGUGAAUACGCUAUGCGCAUGUCUAGCUACACCGAGUCCCACCUUGAUAUUCUGCCGCUGCCCGAGCAUCCCAUAUUAGGCAAUCUCACUCGUGACGCCCGUGGAAAGUCUAUCUAUGACCUGUUGAGUGACGCAGUUUCCCAGUACACUCAAUACAGGCAGUACAACAUGUUCUCAUCUGUCUGCCUCAGUUCUCCCGCCACUAUCGUCUACGCCCCGAUGCAGACUCGUUACGGACCCACACACCCUUGUGUACAGAUGAUGGCCAUGCAGGCUGAGUCUCAUCCGGAUGGAAUGGACCGCGCGAGCAUAUGUUAUGGGCUCGCGGUCUCGUUUUUCUUCGGAAGUGACACACACCCGCCUGGUAGUUUCUUCCCCACCCCGAUUGUAGGAGAGUUGUUUCCCAGCCCGAGCGCGGGCCCGCGUUUCUCAGAUGACUUAGCUGAAGCUGUAGGAAUGACUCAGCGCCCCCAAAACGCUGAGUCAGAAGGGAAUACAUUGAACAAUGUUUCGGUCGGCACUGAGCUCGAACCGCUCACCGAUACACGUUUCAUGUUAAUUACCUCACCGCCGACGCCUGUAUCCGUUACACCUGAAAGCUCGAAUGCAUCAUCUUCCAAGGAUCUGCAUAGCCCGACUACUGUUCCCGCCAUUCCUGCGCAUAGUCCCACACUCACCGCUGCACCGAUUGUUCCCGCCAUUAUUCCUGCUGCGAGCCCGACUGUUGCUGCACUGAACUCGACGCAACUGGCCGCGGUCACCGACCGACACACCGCACUACCGUUACCACGCAAUGUUAAGAAGAAUGUUUCUAUGUCGCCCCCAUCCACCGUUAGUUUGCCGCCGUAUUCCCCGACUGGACGUGCUGCGCUCGACCUUGCCAUUAAAGAAUUGCUGGCGAUGCCCGAUCAUGUGCUUAACCAACCCGCUCGCCAACUUUCUCGAUCGCCCGAUACGACCGCACCUGUUCCGCUGCUGCCCAUUUUAUCAGUGAAAGAUCUCCUUUAUCCCCCUUCCCCUUCCUCCGAUAUCGUAUCUCCCGCCACUAUGAUCGAACACCAGGAAACGACAGAGGACGUGGAAAUGACUGACUCAGACACCUCGGAGACAAUUUCGAAAGCUGAAUGGACUGCCGCUGUCGCGCUGGAGAAUAAGUCGUAUGUCCUUGCUCCCUACCUUGGUGUGCGCCACGAUAUGAUUCAACUCAAGAAUGAACUGUAUGUGCGCGCUAAGCUGUACACUCUGCCGUUUUCGUUUGAUCAAACCAACGACUUUCGCCGCAUGUUCAUGGUCACCUUUCACGCCGUUAUGUCCCGCGCAAAUAUCGAUGGUCUUGAAGAUAGUAAAGAGACAAAGGACCCCAUCGCUAUGUGCAUUGCUGCCAUGGUUCGCCAGUGUCGCAACUACUCCGCGCUCUGGUACUCUCACAUUGGAAAUCCGUUUCUUUGGCCCGAGGAACAUCUUGCGCUUGCCAAAGCUUGA
Messenger RNA from Sparassis crispa, 2964 nucleotides. RefSeq lists its product as hypothetical. The record is from RefSeq and is a predicted model, not a curated record. NCBI's taxonomy places the organism in Eukaryota, Fungi, Basidiomycota, Agaricomycetes, Polyporales, Sparassidaceae. The coding region runs from base 1 to 2964 and encodes 987 amino acids. The transcript has 3 exons.